Molecule: messenger RNA, 727 nt
Organism: Cladophialophora immunda
Lineage: Eukaryota; Fungi; Ascomycota; Eurotiomycetes; Chaetothyriales; Herpotrichiellaceae
Exons: 1
Coding region: 35-727 (230 amino acids)
Molecular function (GO): protein binding
Source: RefSeq, a predicted model, not a curated record
GUGUACCAGCACACCACUCAACAAGCGCCUUUCAAUGCCACUCAGACAGCCGACGACCGCCCUGCCAAAGAACUGGCCCAAAGAGAUCAUCUAUCUCUCGACGCUGCACAUCCCGCCUCCUCUGUCCCCGGACCUCCUCCAAACAACCACACGGCCAUCUUCACCGUCACCCUCUUCGCCUCCCAUCAUCCCUGCUCCGUCGCCGGGCCCGCUGUCGCCUCUGGUCCAGAUAAAACCCAUCACCGACCCCUCCCACCCGGCCUACACCCAACACGGCCUCUUCGCGACCCGGGCUCUCCCCCCCUCGUCGCUCGUGAUCCUGUACCUGGGGACCUUGCACUCGUCGUCGACCCCCAUCGACCCGGCGUCGGACUACGACCUCAGCCUGGACCGCGAGCUGGACCUGGCGAUCGACGCCUCGCGGCGCGGCAACGAGGCGCGCUUCAUCAACGACUACCGCGGCGUCCGGCCCGAGGGGCCCAACGCCGAGUUCAAGGACUGUUGGGUCGAGGUGGCCGCUGCCGCUCCCAACGGCAAGUGGGAGAGGAGGAUCGGCGUGUUCGUGCUGAGUCCAGGCAAGGCCGGGAAGGGCGGAGGUAAGAGGGCGAAGGGGAUCGCAAAGGGGGAGGAGAUCGUGGUGAGUUACGGCAAGGGGUUUUGGAGGGCGCGGCAGCAUGAGGAAAUGGGUCAGUGGGAGCCCAAGGUCGGCGGGCAGGAGGAUGGCUGA